This is a messenger RNA of Vespula vulgaris, 2647 nucleotides long. RefSeq lists its product as uncharacterized. The record is from RefSeq and is a predicted model, not a curated record. Lineage: Eukaryota; Metazoa; Arthropoda; Insecta; Hymenoptera; Vespidae. The transcript is spliced from 11 exons. Bases 232 to 741 code for a protein of 169 amino acids.
AGUAGUACUCUCGUUGCCGCGUGCAUUACGUUCGAUAUCAUAUUCCGAAUUAUUUUCUCAUUUGAGAAAUCGUCCGAUUAAUUAUCCGUGAUUUUCUUCGAAGGAGAUGCGACUAAAUCAGAUCGAAUCUUUGCUUUUCGAUCGACGAUUCUAAGUGACCCGAAGAAAUUUAUUUUCAAUUAAAGAAGAGAGGUUAUCUGCGUGUCGCACGAGCUUUCUACGUUUAUCAAAAUGACGGUUUUACAAUCCUGUUGGUCUCCGUGCAUUUGGACGAAUAAUGUUAAAACAGGAUCCAAAGUUAUUGCAGUUUAUACGAUGGCACUAAGUAUCGUAUUUAUUACCUUAAUAUGUUAUCAAAUGAACGGUGGAGAUUCUACACAGUUGUACAAUCCUCUUUUUGAAGCAGAUAUCAGAGGAUCGAUGCAAGUUGUAGGAAGUUGUUUGAUCGUUUAUUUUCUACUUCUUACCAUUUCCGCCGCUUUAAUGAUAUAUGGGAUACGCGAAGGUGUAAGAGGAUGGUUGCUACCAUGGUUAAUACUAUGGUUUGUCAUUUGCGUUUUCCUUUUAGUAUUUGGAUUAUGGCUAUUAGGAGGAUAUUAUAUUUAUUUGGACUCUGUAUUUGCUACGCUAUGUAUGUGGCUUUGGAUGUCAUAUAACAUUUACUGUUGGUUAGUCGUCUACUCCAUGUAUAAAGUAUUCGAAGAAUUACAAUCUCCUAAUAUUGAACUACUUUGGCCGUGAAAGACGAAGCAGUAGUUUGUACGUUUCUAAAGAAGAUAACGAAGAUUUCCUGUCUACUUCGUAAAAAAGCCCGACGCCAACGACGACGACGACGACACCGACGACACCGACGAUGACAACGAAGGACAACGACGACGACGACGACGACGACAACGACGACGGAAGUUCUCCUGCGAGUUUUUGUGAAAUGCUCUCACGUAUAACGAGUGCAAAGCGUUCCGCGAACUCGAGCAUUGGUACAAUGUCAUUUCUUGUCUUAACAAAAAGAAUCGAAGGGCCUGUUUCCUACGGAAACGCGUUGCCUUAAUGAAAAGGUAUGUAGAAAAGAAAAUGACGCAUACCAUGACUUCUCCGGUCUAAUCAAGGAAGUUUCUUUCAAAACUGUUAGAGUACGUGUCGUUUAUAUGGAAAAAAAAAAAAAAAACCAAUGAAAUAUAUUUUUUUCGUAUAUCAUUUCGUUCAGGAUCGAAUGAUCGCUUAAGAAUUUUCCUGUAAAAUCGAUCGGUUUAUUCGAAGAUUUGUGUCGUUUUUUCUUUUUCUUUUCUUUUCUUUUUUUUUCAAGAAAAAAAGAGAGAGAGAAAGAGAAGAAGGGAGAUAAGUAGAAAGACGAACGCAACCCUUCUAAGGAAACUUGCACCCUGCUUGGUAUCCGAGGUAUCCCCAUAGAAAACGUUUCUCGCAUUUUGAUCAGCCGGGUUCUCCUUGAACUUGAUUCGAUCGGCGCUUCUCCUCGUCGAACGGAUGGAUACGACAGAUAGGAACGUCGAAAGCAGAGGAAGAGAAGAGGGAGGGUAUGAGGAAAGGAAGAGGGUGUCUUCUUCGAGUUCUCUCGUUCGAUUCAUCGUCCGACGAAGAAGGAGGAAGGGACAAGAUAAAAAGCUACUCAAUGGACUCGCUCGGAUACUUGGAGAACUCGCAUGUGUAGAAGAGAACACGACGACCUACUAUUCUCCUUAUGUGACAUUCCCUACGAAGUUCUUCGAUGAAAAAAGAAAAGAGAAAUAUCGAAGCGAGAUUUUUUUCGAUACGAGUGGAAAACGAGAUAAUAGGUGGGUGGUAGAUAAGAGGAGGAGAGGGACUGUACGUCGACCACGUGUUCGAAGAAGAGUUUUCAUACAAGACGGCUGGCUGGUGCCGUGAAACAGCUGAGAUGGAAGGUGCGACGAAGAUGAACGUAAUCUCAUCAGGAAGGAAGAAGGAACACGAAGGGACGAAGCUCGUCGUCUCUCUGAUGCUUCGACAUUCACGCACGUCGCUUCUCCUGCCACUGGAUUAUUCGACUCGUCGUCGUGGGCGAGCACGUGGACGCUCGCUAUCCUUCUCCUUCUCUUCUUCAACUUUGUUUUCAUAUUGGGAUCUUCCGCGAGGAUUGGCCGAUUCGCCGGAAAAGAAGCUUUCUGCGAUAUUUGGGAACAAUGUGCCAGGCUGGAAAUAGACGACAACGACGACAACGACGACAUCGACGACAUUGACGUUGACGACGACGACGACGACGAAAAAAUUCUUGCUUUUUAUUUCUCCUCACCGGAAGUACGAGCAACCGAAAGGAAGGAAACGAGUUAAAGAAGAAAAUAUUUUUGUUUGGGACAUAUGUGUCUUAUUUAAUUCGUACUUAUUUAUUGUUAGCUUCGUUUAAUUUACUUUCUUUUUCUUUUCUUAUAUUUUUAAUAUAUUCCGAAUGUUUCGAAAUAUUUAAAGAUGAUUGCUAAAUGAUUAGAAAUUAUUAUUUACAGCAAUACUGUAUAUGUAGUUUCUGACAAGAGUUAUGAAAGAAGGUAAUCGUUCGUCUUUUUUAACACGCAUUAUGAGAUAGCACGAUGUAUGCGAUAUUAUCUCGUUUUGUUAUAUUUAGUUUCAAUCUAUGUAUUUCGGAAGAUAAAGAAUAUAUAAAAAUGGGCGUACGAUU